AUGUCAAUGAUGUAUAGUAUAAAAAUGCAAGGUACGCCAAGAGCCUUGGCGUCACGGAAGAAGAUGCCGACUUGCUCUGGGUGGCGAAAGAGGCGUUUGAAGCUCCUUUACCUUCCGGUUGGUCGGAGCAUUUCGACCCAGAGGGUCGGGUUUACUUCUUCAGCCAGGUCACCCAGCGAAGCAGCUGGUCCCAUCCUUUGGAUGAUGUUUUUCGAGAGCUUAUCCAGCUCAUCAAGUCAAUCAGGAGACUAG
Messenger RNA from Durusdinium trenchii, 252 nucleotides. Lineage: Eukaryota; Dinophyceae; Suessiales; Symbiodiniaceae. The record is from the annotation of a GenBank genome assembly.